CUCGGAUCCCUUCUCAUUGGUCCCACCCCUCCUGAUUCUCCUGGGCUUUGGGGAUGAGGGAAUAAAAGCAGAGAGCAUUGGUAGGGAGGCUGUGGCUGCAGCCUAGAUUCUCCUCUGGGUUUACGUCUUCCUUGAGUUCACGUCGUGAUGGAGACUCCUCUUGAGAAGGCCUUGACCACCAUGGUCACCACUUUCCAUAAAUAUUCAGGGAGAGAGGGUAGCAAGCUGACCCUGAGUAGGAAAGAACUGAAGGAGUUGAUCACGACAGAAUUGAGUCUUGCAGAGCUUCUUCUAGCCCAGUGGUCAAUUAUGGCAUGCCCCCUGGAUCAGGCCAUCGGCCUUCUUGUGGCCAUCUUCCACAAGUACUCUGGUAAAGAGGGUGACAAGCACACCUUGAGCAAGAAGGAGCUGAAGGAGCUGAUCCAGAAGGAGCUCACCAUUGGCUCUAAACUGCAGGAUGCUGAGAUUGCAAGGCUGAUGGACGACCUGGACCGCAACAAGGACCAGGAAGUAAACUUCCAGGAGUAUGUCGCCUUCCUGGGGGCCUUGGCUUUGAUCUACAAUGAAGCUCUCAAAUAAAAUGGGAAGGUAGAGAUGCCCUUUGGAGGCCUAUCUCAGCCAAAUCCAGUGGUGGGUAAUUGUACAAUAAAUACUUUGUUUUUGUUACAUCUA
Cricetulus griseus (Chinese hamster) is the source of this 672-nucleotide messenger RNA. The record is from RefSeq and is a predicted model, not a curated record. Lineage: Eukaryota; Metazoa; Chordata; Mammalia; Rodentia; Cricetidae.